This is a messenger RNA of Pelobates cultripes (western spadefoot toad), 897 nucleotides long. Lineage: Eukaryota; Metazoa; Chordata; Amphibia; Anura; Pelobatidae. The record is from the annotation of a GenBank genome assembly.
AUGAAUGUGGGAAAUGUUUUAGCAGUCACUCAGCAUUUGCUAAACAUCAAAGGCUUCACACAGAAGAGAAACCUUUCUCAUGUUCAGAAUGUGGAAAAUGUUUUAGCAUUAAAUCAAGUCUUGUUGGACACCAGAGAACUCACACAGGAGAGAAACCUUUUUCAUGUUGUGAAUGUGGGAAAUGUUUUAGCCGUCACUCAAGUCUUGUUAGUCAUCAGAGAAUUCACACAGGCGAGAAACCUUUUUCAUGUAGUGAAUGUGGGAAAGGUUUUAGCUGUCACUCAAAUCUUAUUAGUCAUCAGAGAACUCACACAGGAGAGAAAACUUUUUCAUGUUGUGAAUGUGGGAAAUGUUUUAGCCGUCACUCAAGUCUUGUUAGCCAUCAGAGAACUCACACAGGAGAGAAACCGUUUUCAUGUAGUGAAUGUGGGAAAUGUUUUAGCUGUCACUCAAGUCUUGUUAGUCAUCUGAGAACUCACACAGGAGAGAAACCUUUCUUAUGUAGUGAAUGUGGGAAAUGUUUUAGCUGUCAGUCAGAUCUUGUUAGGCAUCAGAGAACUCACACAGGAGAGAAACCUUUUUCAUGCCCUGAAUGUGGGAAAUGUUUUAGCCUGCAUCAACAUCUUGUUGUACAUCAGAGACUUCACACCGGAGAGAAACCUUUAUCAUGCUUUGAAUGUGGGAAAUGUUUUAGCUAUCACUCAAGUCUUGUUAGUCAUCAGAGAACUCACACAGGAGAGAAACUGUAGCAGAGCUCCCUGUACCAUGGCUGGGUACCUCCGCCAAGGACCGAUUCCUAGCUGGAACAGGGGGAAAAAAACCUUAGCGCUUCUGCCCCAGUCACCAUGGCUUGACUGUGGUCCGCCUGGAGCCUCUCUCUGUCCUGGAGCAGGAUAG